CGCUUGUAAUUUUUCUCCUUCUUCAGAUUGUUUGCAUUGAGGAUUUAACCAUUAACUACCGCCUGCAUUUACGACAGUUAUAUCCUUAUUUUAUUAAUCUGUUUAAUCUGGCUCCUAUCCAAAAGGGGGCUCGCCAUGUUCUCCAAGCGACCCGACACUUCCAGCCGGAGCUUCUCCAAGAGCCACAAGGUGUCCAAAUCCACCUCUUCUUUCAGCAGCUCUUUUAGCAAAGACAGCGGGAUCACCAAAAAGCGCCAUGAGUCUCGCCACCGGAGGCCAGCCACGUCAUCUUCCGCUUCUUUUAGCGAGGACACUGUCAUGACCAGCUUUAGCAACUUGAGCUCGUCUAUCGUAACCCUCGUUGUCGGUUCUGAGCAGCGCCUUUUUGCUGCCCACGAAAACAUCCUCUGUUCAAGCCCCUUCUUCAGCAAUGCUCUCCGAAAACUAUACACCGAUCCUUCCACAAAGAGAAUUUCUCUUCCAGAAGAAGAGCCCGAGAUUUUUAGCUCAGUGCUAGAGUUCAUGUAUAAAGGAGAUUAUUUCCCCCGCUUGGUGCAUAACAAGCGACGAGAUAGUUGGGAACUGGAGCCUAUCAACGAUGCUGAUAGAAAAGCUGCAGAGAGCACAGUCUAUCAUCGCGGCGUUGAUGGUGACCUGCUCAAGGACACAGUCAUCUAUUGUGCCGCCGAACGAUAUGGAUUAGAUGAAUUGAAGAAGCUAUCUCUACGCAAGCAAGGUCUUCAAACAGAAUCUGGCAUCCAGUGCAGCACUAUCCUUGCCUCGGCAAGAUAUGCAUACGCCAACACUCCUGAGACUGACUCCAAACUGCGAGCACACUAUUUGGCUUUGAUCAUCCGAUCCCGUAGCACUUUCAAGCGAAGUGGCACAAUGCAGCUGGAGAUGUUCAACGGAGGCACGCAGUUGUUCUUUGAUCUCUUUGUAGCCCUCUGCAACCACGUCGAUGAUAUCUCAUCCGUACAAAACACGCCGCGGUCCAGCCGCCAUAUGUAACGACCUCGUUACAAGCCGGCCACGGGUUAAUGCUAUUUCCUUUGUUACUUCUCGAGAAGAUGAUACCAAAUCAAUCACAAAAACAACAAAACAGCGGCGUUUUCAUUUUCCUUGUUUUUCCUUGUUGGUAUGAUGCUUUCUUUACGCAACUCAGUUCAUGAUUAUUCCCUUUGCACUGUUACCCCUUGUAUGAUUAUGCCUCUGCUUUUUCCGCCACAAAAUUUGGCGGCUUCCUUUUUUUUUUCCUUGUCGACACCGGAAAUUUAUGGUAUGUAUGGAAUGAUGAAUGUUUGGUAUUUGGAAGAGAAUGAUUAUAUACCAUUUUAGAUAAGCUGAGAUUGAACACACAAGGUUGGGCUAAACCUAGGAAAAGAGAUUUGAAGAAUUAUUAUAACUGCACAUGGGUUUGGGAGGAAAUAGGAAAUUUCUUUUGUUUGACGAAUUUCCCUAUUAAAGACAUAGAUUGGACCACUUUUCAUCACAUUUUAUUAUCCAUUACCAGUAAUAUAGUAGAAGUGUGCAUA
Molecule: messenger RNA, 1535 nt
Organism: Trichoderma atroviride IMI 206040
Lineage: Eukaryota; Fungi; Ascomycota; Sordariomycetes; Hypocreales; Hypocreaceae
Source: RefSeq, a predicted model, not a curated record